This is a messenger RNA of Annulohypoxylon maeteangense, 1992 nucleotides long. Its product is annotated as glycosyltransferase family 22 protein. Bases 76 to 1887 code for a protein of 603 amino acids. Gene Ontology annotation, molecular function: alpha-1,2-mannosyltransferase activity. Gene Ontology annotation, cellular component: endoplasmic reticulum membrane. The transcript is spliced from 4 exons. Gene Ontology annotation, biological process: protein N-linked glycosylation. NCBI's taxonomy places the organism in Eukaryota, Fungi, Ascomycota, Sordariomycetes, Xylariales, Hypoxylaceae. The record is from RefSeq and is a predicted model, not a curated record.
GCGCAACCUCGUCACCCUUUAACCACUUACACAUUCACUUCAUGAAUCUACAAGCCGAGUUUAGGCUCUGUUAGUAUGCCUCCUACAGACGCCCAGCGACAAGAGCAGUUCGUUCAUCCAACUGCCCAACAUGCCAAAAAGAAAGGACCGACACCAUUCAUGAUUGAGCCAAUAAAGGCCUUUUAUGUUUUUCUGAUUGCGAAUUUUAUUGCAGCAUUAUAUGCCCCAAUCCAGGAUUGCGAUGAGACUUUCAAUUAUUGGGAACCAACCCAUUAUCUUUCCCAUGGCUACGGCCUACAGACUUGGGAAUAUUCACCAGAUUUUAGCAUCCGAAGUUGGUCUUAUGUCGGACUGCAUGCUAUUGUCGGAAACAUCCGAAGACUAUUACCCCAGUCUACAAAGCUAUCCGAAUUCUUCUUCGUCCGCUAUAUCUUAGCGUUUAUCUGUUCAUUAUGUCAAGUACUCCUAUUUCGCGUGGUCAGCUUUACCCUGAACCCUCGGAUAGGCCUGUUAUUCCUUAUUGCUACGGUGGUGUCACCCGGAAACUUUCAUGCAAGCACAGCCUAUCUACCAUCUAGCUUUGCCAUGUACACCUCGCUACUCGGAACUGCCGCAUUCAUGAACUGGAGAGGAGGAAUUAAGACUUCCUGGGGUAUCUGGUGGUUUGCUGUUGGUGGCAUCCUAGGGUGGCCUUUCGCAUCCGCCCUAUGUGCCCCUUUCCUGCUGGAAGAAGGCAUAUUUGCUGUUCUUGCCCUGUUAAACGACCGUCAACGUUUUUACGAAGCCGUUAUGCGAGUUAGUAGAGGUGUCAUCGCUGCUCUCCUUCUCCUUGCGGGCGAUACGGCUAUCAAUACUUUCUUCUACAAGAAGGUUGAAGUGGUGUCGUGGAAUAUAGUGAGGUAUAACAUAUUUUCUUCGACAGGGGGUCCUAACCUCUACGGAACGGAACCGUGGACGUUUUACUUUCGAAACCUUGCCAUCAAUUUCAAUAUGUGGUUCGUUCUCGCCUUAUUAUCUCUACCUCUGUUCCUUAUACAGAAAGCGUUUUCUACGAAACAACAUGGGUUCCAGUCAGGAAUACGCACCGUGGUAUUCCUUUCCCCUUUUUACAUGUGGCUUGGCAUCUUCACUAUUCAGCCACAUAAAGAGGAGCGAUUCAUGUACCCGGUGUACCCAUUCGUCGCUCUGAAUGCCGCCAUAGGAUUUCACAUUAUUUUAUCAGCCUUUGGGAAUUCGAACCCAAAGACUCUUGUUGGGAAGAUUCCAGCACGUCUGAAACUUCUUACCGUGGCUGGUGUGUUGCUAUUAUCUCUGAGCAUAGGUGCAGCUCGCAUUCUUGGUGUGUACUUGGCCUAUUCUGCACCUCUUAAACUCUACAAACCGCUUGGAACUGGUGUAUUCGGCCAACAGGGUCGAGGUGGACGCGGUGAUCACGUAUGCUUCGGCAAAGAAUGGUACCGCUUCCCUAGCUCUUACUUCCUGCCUCGAGAUAUGCACGCAAAAUUCAUUCGAUCAGAAUUCCGCGGACUGUUACCUGGAGAAUUCUCUGAAGCGCGAACUGGCUUUGGCUUCUGGAGUGGCACAUGGCUACCGACCAAGGGUAUGAAUGACCUUAAUGAGGAGGACAUGAGCAAGUAUGUGGAAAUUGGACAAUGCUCAUUCCUGGUUGACACACAAUAUCCGGAGAGCCAUUAUCCCCUACCACCAAAUGAGCCAGAUUACAUUGCCGACAAAGAAAACUGGGAUAUCGUCAAAUGCGAACCCUUCCUUGAUGCGGGAAACACGCAUCUUCUUGCAAGAGUACUCUGGAUUCCUGAUUGGAGCUUCGUACCUGAGAAGUUUAGAAGGAAAUGGGGACGGCAUUGCUUAUUGCAGAAAAAGGGAUGAAUUAGGGCUCUUAGCCUAGGACUUGUUUUUACGCUAUUCGUGGCGGAGUUGACUAAUAGUGCAUUAAAUAAGAUGAUCGACACAGCUGAACAUUUUACCCCUCGA